CCCCAGGUUGCUUAGGAGGUGACAGACGCCGAAUCUUGGUUGUCCUGGGCUCUGGGGCCGGGCCCAAGCAGCGCAGAGGGAAAUCUUAGGAGGUCUGCACUGCGAAGGCGGCCAUGGAGAACUUUGGCACCUCCCGCCUGGACUCGUGCAGCACUGGGGGAUACCAGUUUGAGAUCGGACCCACCGACGUGCUGGAGCGCAAGGGCUCCUUGACCCUCCGCUCCCAUCACAAAAAAUACUCGAAUCCGGUGUUGGUGUAUUCCUGGCACCACAACAGAGAAGCUUACCCCAAAGAUUAUGAUAUCGAGGGUCCUGAAAAAAUUAAAAAACUGUGUAAUUCAACAUAUCGGAGAUUUGGAAUUGAUGAAUCCCAAAUUUGGAUCUCAGAAACACAUGAACAAAUGGCACGAGUUUUUUUAAACACAGAAUUGGCUCAAAUAAAAAGCAAAGCUUUAUUGAAUGAGGAAACAUUAUUGUCUGGGAUUGUUGAAAGGGACACUGGAUUGCCUCUGACAGGCUUUGGAGCUCUCUUUACUAGGCACCCACCAGAUUGGCGCAAAAUGUGUGCAUUGACAACAUAUGCUGAAAACUACACUCGACCAUAUGAUUAUCAGCCACUUGAUUACCCUUGUCAAGAUGAUUACUCAAUAGUCCACAGAAAAUGCUGUUCUCAGUUCACAGAUCUAAAUGGUUCCAAAAGAUAUGGCAUCAACACUUGGCAUGACGAGAGUGGGAUUUACGCUAAUGCAGAUGUCAAACGAAAGCUCUACCCAUCAACCGGUGGUCCUAUACUCCCAUUUUCAUAAUAAUUUAUGAAAUCAGAUUCUCUAACUAAUGAAAGAAUAAUUGACUUAGCUGUUGAUUUUUUUAUCCCAAUAAAUGCGAUGAAAAUAAUACUUUAGUAGUUUUUC
Pipistrellus kuhlii (Kuhl's pipistrelle) is the source of this 911-nucleotide messenger RNA. RefSeq names its product cilia and flagella associated protein 95 (gene CFAP95). The transcript is spliced from 6 exons. Gene Ontology annotation, cellular component: plasma membrane. The coding region runs from base 114 to 806 and encodes 230 amino acids. The record is from RefSeq and is a predicted model, not a curated record. Lineage: Eukaryota; Metazoa; Chordata; Mammalia; Chiroptera; Vespertilionidae.